AUGCCUACACCUUUCGAGGCCGUCCACGCGGAGUCCGAGGAAGAGGCGAAGAACUCUCCACCGAGCUCCCGCAGUUGGAUGAAGAAGGCUGCCUUGGUUCUGACGGUGGGCCUUGGCGUCGUGGGUUUCAUGUCCAUGCCGAAAGAAAGGCGCUUCUGUCAGGGAUUGGACCUCGGCGCCUUCCAGGGGAAGUCCAACCUGGGCUUGGACGCCGAAAUGGCUCUGAAAGCCGAUGCACUGAAGAGUGUCAAGAAACACACCGCGGCGCAGAAGAUCGUCCUCAAGGCAAUGAAGAGCACUGGCCGAAAGUAUUCCAAGCACUACGAGCAGCGUGAGGUUCGUUCUUUGCCGGCAGAUCCUGCCGACGCUGCUCGAGACAUGCUGACCAAGUCCGAGAUCAAAACUUACAAGGCGACGAGGAAACAGAGACGCAUCCGCAAGGCCACCAAUGCGUACUGCGCAUUCAACGUCUUGGAGGCCUUCGUCUCCGUGGUCGGCAUGGGCGAUGAUAUCAACGCAAUCAUCAGGACGUGCCCUGCUCCACGCGAUGGUGAAUCGGAGCUUGCUUGCCAGGUGAACGGCGCCAUCUUGGUGACUUGGGUCGCCAACGCGGCAGCCAAGCUGUCGUAUGCUGCUACGAACUGUGCGCUGAACCUCAACGUGGAUGCUGUCUGCUCUGUGGGCGUCACCGGCCUCGUCUCCGUGAUGGGCGAGCUGGCAGCCACUGCUUCCCUGGCGGCGGCCACGUGCACAGGGGUGCCACCACAAUUGACCACCACCAAGAUCAGCGUGCUCGGAGACCAGACGGUGCGUGAUGGCCGACGACUUCUCAUUGGACAGGGUCCAGUCGGAAACGGUGUGCAAUGCGGGGUUGACGUCGGCAUGGUGGUUGCUAACCUCGCCAACAUGGGCAUCUCCAUCAACUCGGCUGUGAACAGUGGUCAAUGCGGCCGCGUCAGCCUCAACGGGCCAAUCAACAAG
Molecule: messenger RNA, 981 nt
Organism: Symbiodinium sp. CCMP2456
Lineage: Eukaryota; Dinophyceae; Suessiales; Symbiodiniaceae
Source: the annotation of a GenBank genome assembly